Durusdinium trenchii is the source of this 2625-nucleotide messenger RNA. NCBI's taxonomy places the organism in Eukaryota, Dinophyceae, Suessiales, Symbiodiniaceae. The record is from the annotation of a GenBank genome assembly.
AGCAACAUCAAGGUCUGCAAGUGCCCUGAUUGACUUGCAAUAUUCUGAGCAGAAUGAACAUAACAUGCAGACCUUGGGCAAGGUGUUGUCGUGCUUUUGCGAAGGCAGUCCAGCCAGGAGCCCUAACAAUGGAUUCGCGCUGUCCCUGCACUUCCCGCCCAACCUCGUACCUUGCUACGAUACGCCCCAGCAAAAGAACUCAGCCACGACGCUUGAAAGUGGUACAUCUUGCACAUCUUCCUCCAGAGGACUUUGUCGAAUGUAAGGAGGGCGCCGCGGCUAGCCAUGCUUGGCUGCUUUCGGCCAUUGAGGAACAGCGCCACGUUCCAAUCUCGCUUUGGGUCUUGUAUCGCGAAUGGGUGGAUGAUGUCAUCGAUGGCCAGGUGGAGCAGGUUGAUUCGUGGCACCACUUCGUGGUUGCGCGUGCUCUCGGGCUAAACCUUUGCAAGACCAAGGAGACUAAACCUCAUGAGGCUGCAGAUCUCGUGGCCUUGUUGGCCGAAGACAACAAACUGGGCCAUGGCAAUCCAGCCGACUCGUUGGAAGCAUGGCUUGAUGAGACGAGGGAAGCUUUCGAUUUCCGGUUCCGGAAGGCUCAUCACCGAAGCUUUGAUGGCCUGACGAUCGCAGAGGAAGGCGAGUGGCAAGGCGACCUGUGUUUUGUUCAACUUGCUGAUCCUCAGCUUGGCAUGAAACAUGGAGACAGAUCAUGGGAAGAGGAGAAAGCAAUGUUGAGUCUGGCAGUCCAGCACGUCAACAAGCUCAAACCGCGCUUUUUGCUCGUAAGUGGCGACUUAACCAAUGCAUGGCCUGUGGGGCCGCAGGCAGACCCUGCAAGUGCUGCUAAGCAGGUGGUGGCUGUCAAGGAGGUUCUGCGCGAAGUGGACAGUUCUAUCCCAAUUGUUUUCGUUCCAGGCAAUCACGAUAUUGGGCAGGUUCCAACCCCGAAUGAGCUAGACUUAUAUCGCUCGAGAUGGGGUGACGACUACUUCUCAUUUUGGGUCGGUGGCGUCUACUUUAUGGUUGUGAAUUCUCAGUUCUAUAUGGAUUCGUCGAAAACAGAGAUGCAGCGAAAAGACCAGGACGCAUGGAUUGAAGCUCAGUUUGAAGCUCUUAAGAAAAGGCAGCCAAAGCACGCAGUAGUUCUGAGCCACGUUCCUCCAUUCAUCGCAGAACCGAAGGAACCGCAAGGCUGGGCAAAUUGGGAAGUUGAACCGAGAGAGCGCAUCGUGAAGCUGGCGAAAGAUGCUGGUGUAAGGCUUUGGCUGUGCGGUCAUUAUCAUGGCAAUGCUAUUGCGGUGGACGAUGACCUUGAGGUCGUAACUUGUGCUGGUGUUGGCACCAACAUCAAUUGGACUGCAAAUCCGGGCGUGGUGGCCACUUCCAUAAGGCCUGAUUUUGAGAGGUGUGUGGGAGAUCCUCCCUUCUUUGCCGAUGCGCAGCAUUCGGGUCUGCGAAUUGUUCGUUUUGACGAAGAAGGGCACAGGCACAGCUGGUUUGUACUGGCUGAUGCCCCCCCCACGCUUUUGGACGCUUUCCGCCAGGGCGGUAACUCUCCCUCACGCAAGCAAAAGCGGAACAGCGAGGCAAUCACCAACAGGUUAGGCCUAUGCUCGACAUCGUCCGGGUAACAUUCGACAAGGGAUCGAGCAGCUUACUCUACUUGUCCGUGCAAGCUGCCUUGCUUUCCUUCUUUGGCUGUGACGAUGUCACAUACGACCUAUCAUUGGAAGUCUUCACGGUGCCAGCUGCAAGACACCAAUUGUUUCAGACGCGCGCUUGCUUUGUCAAUCAGACAAUGUACGUUGUCUAUGCACAAAUUGUACACAUAUCAUAAACUCGCAGAACAUACUGCAGCUAAUUCAAUGAAUGACAAAUGUAGUGGAGGCUGCGGCUGCGCAGUCAAAAUUCAUGUCCCUGAAGCCUUGGACGGACUGAGCCACGGUCCCAUGAUGGCUUUCAACAUCGACACAAUGUUCCAGCUUUUGACCUUUGAAGCCACUCCUCGCAGCCAAGUUUGGCUCAAGAGGGAGACAUAGACUCCAGCGAGGCAAGCUGGAUUUUGAAGUGUCACUUCAAAAUGGCCGAGGCUUUAUCCAUUGAAGAGCCACUUGACAUGAUCCGGCAAAACCUUGAUGAGAGGAUCUUUGUAAAAUGCCGUGGAGAUCGCGAGAUCCGGGGCAGGUUGCAUGCCUAUGACCAGCACCUGAACAUGGUCCUCAGUGAGGUUGAGGAAAUCUCCUACGUCAGAGAGGAGGUCCCUGGAAAGGACGAGCCUGAAUUGAAGCCACAGAGAAGGGGCAUUGAAAUGAUUUUUGUCAGAGGAGACUCGGUCAUAUUGGUGUCGCCACCACUCAAAGGCCAAUGAGGUCUGGGCGCAAAAAAAGGAGAAAGCUCCGUGCCUUGUUCACUUGCACCCCUACCAAUUGUACUGUUUGCUGAAUGCAGCAGACGGGAAGAAUGUCAAAUAUGCAGGCUGGACUGGACUAGCCAUUGCUGAAAGCAAAUUGCUGAAAGCAACAAGAAAUAAACCAGCUCUUGACACUGGUCAUUGCUGGCGCUGGCUGCAGAGCCAGUGGCCAGUCUGGUCUUUAUAGGAACAAUGAUGAGUAGAUUCUGCAAAAA